AUGUCCCGUCCCGCAGCCCUCAUGCACCAGGGUCAUGGGCCCAGGCCUAUCAGUAGCAAGCCUGAGGUGUCUGAAACCGCACUCAACUCGGGCGAUUGCGAGGGCAUUACGGAGGUCAUCAUCGGCGCCAACGACCGCGAUAUGUCCCGUCCCGCAGCCCUCAUGCACCAGGGUCAUGGGCAGACGGCGCGCUCUGGCAGACAGAGCAGCGGCCGCCUGGGCGGCUGCUGCUCCGCCCCGUCCGAAUCCGUCCGCCCGCGCGUGCUGCUGCCGCCGCCGCCGCCGCUCCACCCGACCGGUACUCGGGUUUGGAUGGUAGCGGGGGGCCCCGCCGGAGCCUGGUUACUGAUUUUUGCGUGCUGCAUCUACUUCGCCGCUUCCGCCCACUUUGCGACAGCGCUUCCGCCGCCCACGCCGCCGCCGCUCUCUAACAUGCUCGCCGCCGCCCUCUUCGCAUUCGCUCCGCCUGCCGGCUCGAGCCCCGGCCGGGCUGACAUCUUCCGCGUCGCUCGCAUGAAAGUUGCUCCAGCGCCUUCGGAGGUUCCGGCGUCGCUCCAGUCUCACCAAGUCCGCAUCGCGGGCGAGGACGAACUACAGGCGGUCGCACGGCUCAUGCUCGACGUGUUUGCGCCGGAGUCACCCGCAGCUCCGGCGCUGCUGCCCUUCAUGACCUCCCUCCUCGAGGCGAACCAGAGAACUGCGCGGGCUGCGGCGGCAGGGAGGCUCGCGGCCGAGCUCUCGCAGCGGGUGGCCAUUGGCAGCACCAUCUUCAUCGCGGCCGAGGCCGGUGUGCCGGCCGACGGAGCCGAGGGCGGGCUGCCUCUGCUCGGCACCGUCGACCUCUCCUCGCAAGAGAUGGAGCUGCCGACGCAUGGGCUGACUGGCUCGCUGUACAUGUCCACCCUCGCCGUCGACAGCGCGCACAGGAAGCGAGGCCUCGGCCGCGCGCUGCUGCGAGCUGCGGAGGCGGAGGCCAGCGCGCAGGGCGUGGAGGGCAUCUACCUGCACGUCGAGGCGGCAAACGCUGGCGCCCUCAGCCUCUACCGGGGCGCCGGCUACAGCGCCGUGCAGCCCACGCCGCUCCUCACCACCUUCACGCGCGCGCUGCACCUCACGCACGCAGACCCGAUCCUGAUGUUCAAGCGCGUGCCGUGCGACGGUGCGGCGAGGUAA
Messenger RNA from Emiliania huxleyi CCMP1516, 1173 nucleotides. RefSeq lists its product as hypothetical. The transcript is spliced from 6 exons. Gene Ontology annotation, biological process: mitotic sister chromatid cohesion. NCBI's taxonomy places the organism in Eukaryota, Haptophyta, Isochrysidales, Noelaerhabdaceae. The record is from RefSeq and is a predicted model, not a curated record. Gene Ontology annotation, molecular function: N-acetyltransferase activity. Bases 1 to 1173 code for a protein of 390 amino acids. Gene Ontology annotation, cellular component: NatA complex; cytoplasm.